AUGCCUCUUUGUGGUAGUACACCAAAGACAAGUAUGUUCGUCCACGCAUCAACCACCUCUUGGGUUGUUGACUUCAACUAUAUAAGAAGAAAAAGAAUACUGACGCGAAGCUUAGUUCAUCGGAAAAUCGUGAUUCUAGGGGACGGUGCGUGUGGAAAGACAUCGCUAUUGAACGUGUUCACGAGAGGAUACUUUCCUCAAGUGUACGAGCCCACGGUGUUUGAAAACUACGUGCACGAUAUAUUCAUUGAUGGCCAAUCCGUCCAGCUUUCGUUGUGGGAUACCGCGGGCCAAGAGGAAUUUGAUAGGUUGCGAUCACUUUCAUAUUCAGAUACCCAUUGCAUCAUGUUGUGUUUCUCGGUCGAUUCGCCCGAUUCGUUGGAGAAUGUCCAGUCCAAGUGGGUGGGCGAGAUAGCAGACCAUUGCGAAGGGGUCAAGUUGGUGUUGGUGGCCCUAAAGUGCGACUUGAGGAACAAUGAAGAGACCAGCGACGAUCAGUACCAGAGUAACGGCACGGCCAACCCGUAUGCUUCUUCAAAGAAAUUGAUAACGUAUGACGAAGGAUUAGCCGUGGCUAAAAGGAUUGGUGCAUUGAGAUAUCUAGAGUGCUCAGCUAAAAAGAAUAGAGGAGUCAACGAGGCGUUCUCGGAGGCUGCUAGGUGUGCUCUCAACGCAAAGCCUAAAGGUGCUAACGACAACGAGCCCGAGAAGAAAAGCUGUGUGGUGAUGUAA
Molecule: messenger RNA, 732 nt
Organism: Lodderomyces beijingensis
Lineage: Eukaryota; Fungi; Ascomycota; Pichiomycetes; Serinales; Debaryomycetaceae
Source: the annotation of a GenBank genome assembly